Molecule: messenger RNA, 1960 nt
Organism: Maniola jurtina (meadow brown)
Lineage: Eukaryota; Metazoa; Arthropoda; Insecta; Lepidoptera; Nymphalidae
Gene: beta-PheRS
Product: phenylalanine--tRNA ligase beta subunit
Exons: 12
Coding region: 136-1893 (585 amino acids)
Biological process (GO): phenylalanyl-tRNA aminoacylation
Cellular component (GO): phenylalanine-tRNA ligase complex; cytoplasm
Molecular function (GO): phenylalanine-tRNA ligase activity; ATP binding; RNA binding
Source: RefSeq, a predicted model, not a curated record
AAAUUGUGAAUUUGAAAUAAAAUUAUAGUUUUUUAUACUUAACUAAAUAAAUAUAAUUUUUAUUCUAAGCUAUAUUUAGUUAUUAAGUGUAUAUAGUGAUUAUUGACCUAUUUAUUUAUUUUUCGUUAAACAAGAAUGCCGACAAUAUCAGUAAAACGUGAUGCUCUCUUUGCUGCUCUAGGAAAAAUAUACACUGAUGAAGAAUUUCAAGAUUUAUGUUUUGAAUUUGGGCUGGAGCUGGAUGAAGUUACCACAGAAAAGCAGAUGCUGAUCAAGGAACAAGGGGACCAGGCUGGCACAGGAGUCUCUGAAGAGAUAUUAUAUCGAAUAGAUAUCCCUGCUAACAGAUAUGACCUGCUCUGCUUGGAGGGGCUCGUCAAUGGCAUACUAGUUUUCCAGGGCAAAAAAGAACCACCCGCAUAUAGACUUGCAAAAUAUGAAGACAUCUAUUCUCUACAUUUAACUCCUGCAACUGCUCAAAUAAGACCAUAUGCAGUAGCGGCCAUUCUUAAAGGAGUCUCUUUCACUAAGGAAAGCUACAACAGUUUCAUUGACUUGCAGGACAAAUUGCACCAGAACAUCUGUAGAAAGAGAAGCCUAGUAGCCAUCGGCACUCACGACUUGGACACCAUCCAUGGACCCUUUGUAUAUGAUGCCUUGCCUCCAAAUGAGAUUAAAUUCAGAGCUCUCAAUCAAACUAAGGAAAUGACAGCUCCUGAACUCAUGGAACUAUUUUCUACACAUGCCCAGUUAAAGCAGUACCUAGGCAUCAUCAGAGACAGCCCAGUGUACCCUGUGAUCAAGGACAAGAAGGGCGUAGUACUGUCCAUGCCACCGAUCAUCAAUGGCGAUCAUUCCAAAAUCACUCUGGAUACGAAGAAUGUGUUCAUUGAGUGUACGGCUACGGAUCUCACUAAGGCUAUAAUAGUGCUAGACACAAUAGUAUGCAUGUUUUCCGAGUACUGCUCCAGCAAGUAUGAAGUGCAGCAAUGCAAGGUGUUUGGUCCGGACGGCACGUACGAACUGUACCCCCAGCUGCGGUACCGGGAUGAACUGAUCAACGUUGAUAAGGCUAACAACUAUAUUGGUAUCAGGGAAAAUGGCAACAACUUAGCCGCAUUGCUAUCUCGCAUGUGUCUGACGACAACACACGAGGAUUCCACACUGCGCGUGCACGUGCCGCCCACCCGCCACGACGUCAUACACGCCUGCGAUCUGUACGAAGACAUCGCUAUUGCGUAUGGAUACAAUCGCAUAGAGCGCCGCCCAUGCGAGGUGGUGACGACUGGCGGGCAGGUUCCUCUCAACAAGGUCACAGAACAGCUGAGGCAAGAGUGCGCGCACGCAGGGUUCACCGAAGCUCUUACCUUCACGCUUUGUUCCCGUGAAGACAUCGCAUCCAAACUUGGUGUUAAAAUCGAGGCUGUUCCGGCGGUGCACAUCUCCAACCCCAAGACCCUGGAAUUCCAGGUGGUGCGAACCCUCCUCCUACCUGGUCUGCUGAAGACCCUCUCCGCUAACAAGAAAAUGCCCUUGCCAUUGAAACUGUUUGAAAUUAGCGAUGUCGUGCUCAAGGAUGAUAAAGCAGAGACCGGAGCACGCAACGAGCGUAGACUGUGCGCGGUAUACUGCGGCAAAGCAGCUGGCUUCCAGUUUGUUCAUGGACUUCUAGACCGCGUGAUGGCCUUGCUGAGACAGCCCUGGGACAAGCAGACUGGAUACUACUUGAGGCAGUGCGAUGAUCCAGGCUACUUCCCCGGAAGAUGCGCAGAGGUGGUGCUCCGCGGGCAGGCGAUAGGCAAGGUGGGGGUCGUUCACCCGGACGCGCUGGCGGCCUUCGAUCUAACCAACCCCUGCUCCGCCGUCGAGAUCAAUAUUGAACCUCUUUUGUAGAUUCUGUGAGAUGAAUGCAUCUUUUGUUGGUAUCAAUAAAUAAACUGGUCUUUGUAAAACUGACUUC